GUUUAAGGAAAGAUUUGAAGAGAUUUAUGAAAAAUUUCAUUUCAUUUGUCUCUUUUUAUAAGAUUUCUAAAUAAGAAUAAGACAUUCAUGAACAUAAUAACCCAAUUACCCAAUGCAGCCACCGAAGAGUGUGUUUGGUGAAGGCUUUCAGUGUCAGUGAAACAGAGAAUAAGGACGAGGAGGAGAAGAAGAAGGAUCUUGAGCAUGGACAAUUGAGGUGUGUUUGUCUCUGUUUGGAGCAGUUGAGAGUGCUCCAGAUUAAUGAAGUACUGACAAUUAUGAAGCUGCAAUUUUGAUUGAAGCUGGGUUUCCGGAUUGUAAUUUCAUCACUGAUGGGUUACAGAUGCAUUCAGUGCGGCUUUCCCAUCAAAAGACUUUACAUUCAGUACUCUCCAGGCAACAUUCGCUUGAUGAAAUGCACCCUUUUAUGUUGUAGGAGAAUUGCAAGGAAGUGGCAGACGAAUACAUAGAAUGUGAAAUCAUGAUUCUUGUAAUUGAUUUAAUACUUCACAAGCCCAAGGCCUAUAGACAUCUCCUUCACAAUGUCAUCAAUCAAGAAACCUUGAAGUUUCAGGGACUACUCUGGAAAUUGGCUGUCAUUUUUCUUCUUUUUGAAGCUUACAAGUUUUUUAUCUUGGAAAGCAGCAAGGGAAAAUUGGGUUCAUUAAUGAACUACUCUUCAUUGGUUUCAACAUGUUGGAAGAUGCUGAUGGAUGUCUUCUUUGGGAACUUUAUAUUUCUUUUAACUUUCUUCUUUAUGGUCAAGAUUUUUCUCCAUACUUCAAUCAGCGUCUCCAGGUGCAUUGACCUUUUGCUUGUACUCAUGAUUUCGGGUUACUUCAAGAUUUUUCUUGUUGCCAUGAUGGUCUGGGAAUUUCCAUCUUCUGUCAUCUUCAUCAUUGAAUUAUUUUGUUUAUCAUCUAAUGCAGUGGCAUUGAAAGUAACGACUGAGUCAACUAUGCGUUCAUGUGUUUGGACCUGCUUCAGUGCAUAUGCUAUAAAGUUCUUUGUCCCUCGGGUGCUGGAGCUCAUAUUGUUGGGGCAAUUAACGCAAGGCUAGAGUCAAAUUCCAUGCACAUUGUCUUUAAAGCCAGCAUGAUUUAGUUUUUGAAUUGUCAUGCUAAUGUAUUAGUUGGUAAAUUGUUGGCGAUAAAGUGUUUCUCAAUUGUAUGCAUGCACCUUGACAUUUUUUAUUUGAAGCUUAGAUUUUAUUGGUGUGC
This is a messenger RNA of Gastrolobium bilobum, 1220 nucleotides long. RefSeq names its product protein ARV 2-like. The record is from RefSeq and is a predicted model, not a curated record. The coding region runs from base 482 to 1060 and encodes 192 amino acids. The transcript is spliced from 10 exons. Gene Ontology annotation, biological process: intracellular sterol transport; sterol metabolic process; regulation of plasma membrane sterol distribution. Gene Ontology annotation, cellular component: Golgi apparatus; cortical endoplasmic reticulum. NCBI's taxonomy places the organism in Eukaryota, Viridiplantae, Streptophyta, Magnoliopsida, Fabales, Fabaceae.